Molecule: messenger RNA, 699 nt
Organism: Vigna unguiculata (cowpea)
Lineage: Eukaryota; Viridiplantae; Streptophyta; Magnoliopsida; Fabales; Fabaceae
Source: RefSeq, a predicted model, not a curated record
AUGGAUGAGGAGUUUGGGGCAGAUAACCUUGAUAUGUUCUUUGAUUGGGACGACGACGACUUCUUACCAACAUUUUUACAGAGUGACACUCCCAUCACUGCUAUGCAAGAUCCAAAUUUAAUGCCAAAUUUUAAUUUUCAAACUGAGGUUGCUCCUGUUAACCCCCCUGCAGUUAUGGAAUCAACAGAUGAAGCAGAAACUCAGAUCCAACUCAAGGACCCAACGCCUUUGGUUUCUCAGGGACCCUCAAAUACAAUGGAUUUCACUUUCGUUCCAAAUCCACUUCCACCACCACCAACCACUUCGGUUAUCAAUGGAACACAACUCAGCAACUCUAUAUCAUCCCAGAUGACAAGUAAUCCUACGAUUCGAGGACAGAAUGUGACCCAAUUAACUGCUUGCUCAUAUCAAUUAUCAGAAUUGCAGGACCAAAAUAUUCUUGCGCUUCAACGUCUUCAUUUUGAUGGCGAUCAGCAAAACACAGUCGAAAUCAAUAAUUUCAAUAUUUACCAAUCAUCGUCUAAUCCAGCGUUGGUCCAACCAAACCCCGUACAGGUGAGGCCAGCGAGUGAAACAUACUCAAGUGGAUUGUUUGCGCCAUCCCAGAGACCUGCGUUUUUUCCGCUUCAGAAUCAUAUCAGUGACUCCCAUGCUGCAUGGAACUCUAGGUGCUCUUUGCCUUUUUCUACUUCUACUUAA